AAAUGCUCCGCCCCAAUCGCUACAUGAAAAACCCAAUUUCCUUACCCAUCACUUUCCCCCACCCCAAGAUAUCUUCUCCUUUCCCCAUUGUAUGUGUCUCUUUGCUGCAGCUUUUCUUUGCCGGUCCAACACUCAAUCUUCCUCGAUACUACUCCUUGCUUCCCAUCGCCGACCAUUAAUCACUCUCUUCGGUCUUUCGGUUGGUUUCUCAUUUCCUCACAGCAGUUUUCUCCUUUCCUGGUCCGGCACAUGUCCUCUUUUAGAACUGCACAAAUUCACCUAGUGAGUUCUCAUCGUGAGGUUUAUGAACCCUGUGAUGAUUCGUUUGCUUUGGUUGAUGCACUGUUAGCUGAUCGAGUUAAAUUGUUAAAUCAUAAUCCAACAUUGUGCUUGGAAUUUGGUUGUGGUAGUGGCUAUGUUAUAACAUCGCUUGCUCUUAUUCUGGGAAAGGAAGCUUCUGCAACCCAUUAUAUUGCUACAGACAUCAAUCCUCAUGCAAUUAGAGUCACUCAGGAGACUCUAGAAGCACAUGGGCUUCAUGCAGAGUUGGUAUGCACUGACCUUGCAUCUGGUUUGGAGAAGCGACUGGCUGGAUCAGUUGAUGUGUUGGUUGUGAAUCCACCCUAUGUUCCAACCCCAGAAGACGAAGUGGGUCAGGAUGGAAUUGCUUCUGCUUGGGCGGGAGGGGAAAAUGGUCGCAGUGUCAUUGACAGGAUAUUGCCUGUUGCUGAUGUUCUUUUGUCUGAUAAAGGCUGGUUGUACAUGGUUACUCUUACAGCAAAUAAUCCCUUUCAGAUAUGUCUUCAAAUGAGAGAAAAAGGAUAUGCUAGUAGAAUUGUUGUGCAGAGAUCAACUGAAGAAGAGAGUCUUCAUGUGAUAAAGUUUUGGAAGGAUGCUGAUCUCCAAGUUGAUGGAAAAGAUUCAACACAUAAAACAGGGCCUGGAAGGGUUGUGGAGUCUCUAAUUUCACAACUUCCUCGUCUCUCUUUUUGGAGAAACAACAGCAACACUAACAGAUGAAUGAAUUAUCAGACCAUCUUCUUGGUCGUGCCUCUCUUGCAGGACUUGAGACUCAUCCAUACAUCCUCCAUUGUUACAAGCAACAAGUCCAACCUUCCAAUUUUUGUGCAUUCCACAGGUGCAUCGUGUUCGUUUUUGUAAAUGCAUAUGCUUAUUUUGACCAUAUAACUUCUUAGAGAUUUGUCAUAGUUAGUCAUUAACUGUCACCUGCUGAGCUUGAAACUCCAAGUUCUCUUAGAUCAUAGGAAUCAUGGUUUCAUUAACAAAAUAUCACUGAAGAUAUAUGAAUUGGGGCAGUUGCAGUUGCGUUGCAACAAUCUGUCUCAUGUGUUUGAUAUGCCACAUUUGUGACAAUUUCAACUUUGUAGUUCUCAUCUGAUGAUCCCGUUUUGUCACUA
This is a messenger RNA of Cucumis melo (muskmelon), 1418 nucleotides long. RefSeq lists its product as uncharacterized. Gene Ontology annotation, cellular component: eRF1 methyltransferase complex. The transcript has 3 exons. Gene Ontology annotation, molecular function: nucleic acid binding; S-adenosylmethionine-dependent methyltransferase activity; protein methyltransferase activity. The coding region runs from base 250 to 1020 and encodes 256 amino acids. The record is from RefSeq and is a predicted model, not a curated record. Gene Ontology annotation, biological process: methylation. NCBI's taxonomy places the organism in Eukaryota, Viridiplantae, Streptophyta, Magnoliopsida, Cucurbitales, Cucurbitaceae.